AGAGCCACAUUAAGGGUCCUACAGAUGUAGAGGAUCCUAUACACCGGGUUGUUGUUGUUUUUGUUUGUGAUUAGUGUUAGUUUGUUAUUUAUAACUAAAUUAUGUUGUUGUCCUGCUCUGAUGAUAUCGACUACAGCAUUAUUCUGUUCCUCUUUGGUCUUAAUGUAAACUGGAAUUAGCGAGUUAACAGACAUUAAAGUGGACAAAAUGAUUUCUCAGCUGUUUAUUCUGUCAUCACAAGGUGAUCAUCUGAUCUACAAAGACUUCCGUGGAGAAAUGGAAAAAGCCUCCAUGAGCACGUUUUAUGAGAUGGUGUCGUCUCUGAGUGGAGAUCAGCCUCCUGUCGUCAUGAGCCACAAAGGUGUGAACUUUAUUCACAUCCGACACGCUGGACUUUACUGGGUGGUUUCUACAAAGACGGAUCCUUCUCCCUUCACGGUGGUCGACUUCCUGAACAGACUUGUGGCUCUGAUUAAGGAUUACUGUGGCAGCGUGUGUGAGAAAACCGUCCGCAUGAACUUCGCUCUGAUCUACGAGCUCCUGGACGAGAUGGUGGAUUACGGCUACAUCCAGACCACCUCCAUGGACAUCCUGAAGAAUUUUAUUCAGACGGAGCCGGUCGCCUCCAAACCCUUCAGUCUGUUUGACCUCAGCAACGUCGCUCUCUUUGGAGCAGAGACGCAGCAGAGUAAAGUGGCUCCCAGCACCGCUGCUGCUCGACCCAUCAUGACAUCUCACAGUGGGGAGGGAGGUAAGAAUGAGAUCUUUGUGGACGUGGUGGAGAGACUCUCUGUUGUUAUUGGCUCUAACGGAGUUGUGAUGAAGGCAGACGUGGAGGGAGAGAUCAGAGUGAAGUGUUUUCUUCCUUCAUGUUCAGAGAUGAGGAUCGGCCUGAACGAGGAGUUCAGCAUUGGGAAGUCUCAGCUCAGGGGUUACGGGGCGGCUGUGCGUGUGGACGAGUGCAGUUUUCAUCAGACUGUGAAACUCGAUGAGUUUGAUACCUACAGGAUUUUAAAAAUUUGCCCCAGCCAGGGAGAGCAAACCCUUAUGCAGUACCAGCUGUGUGAUGAGCUGCCGUGUCCUCCUCCGUUCCGUCUCUUCCCCACCGUGGAGAAGGAUUAUGGGAGCAGGUUGUUGAUUUUUCUCAAACUGCGCUGUGAUUUGCCACCAAACAGCGCUGCUAUAAACGUGUCCGUGACGAUUCCUGUGCCCAAAUGUUCUCUCAGUCUUUCUCAGGAGUUGAGUAGUCCUGACCAGACAGCCGAGCUUCGACCUAAACACAAAUCUAUUGUGUGGGAAAUCCCCCGGUUCCCAGGAGGAGCUCAGCUCUCUGCCCUCUUUAAGGUGGAGGUUCCCAGUUUUAGCUCCGCCUCUCUCCUGGAGGUGGGGCCUGUCAGCAUGAGCUUUGAGCUUCCGAAACACACUUGUACAGGGCUGCAGGUCCGAUUUGUGCGUCUGUCUCCGAACCAGCAGGGUCUGUCUCACCGCUGGGUCCGCUACGUCACACACUCUGAGUCCUACACCAUACGCAUCUGAUCAACACACACACAAACACACACUAUGUGUAUUUUCAGUAUUUCAUCAUUUUCUGUCAAAAGAUUCCACAACAUUUAUUUAUCAUGAAUCCACAAUAAAUGCAUCGGUUUGUGACGUUGAUUAUAUGAGUGUGAGUCUGUGUACAUGUGAGUGUGAGUCUGAGUACAUGUGAGUGUGAGUCUGUGUACAUGUGAGUGUGAGUCUGAGUACAUGUGAGUGUGAGUCUGUGUACAUAUUAAUUUUUUUAAAAAUACUUUUAUUAACAUUAUUGUUUUGUAAUGUCGAUUGUGAUUUUCUUUGUAAACUGUCAUCAUGCUUUGUAAAGGUGCUAUAAUUAAUUUAUAUUAUAAAUUAAAGAAAUUAUUAUUGU
Tachysurus vachellii is the source of this 1906-nucleotide messenger RNA. It is a transcript of the gene ap4m1, whose product is annotated as adaptor related protein complex 4 subunit mu 1. The coding region runs from base 208 to 1536 and encodes 442 amino acids. The transcript is spliced from 15 exons. The record is from RefSeq and is a predicted model, not a curated record. Gene Ontology annotation, cellular component: clathrin adaptor complex; cytoplasmic vesicle; trans-Golgi network. NCBI's taxonomy places the organism in Eukaryota, Metazoa, Chordata, Actinopteri, Siluriformes, Bagridae. Gene Ontology annotation, biological process: protein targeting; Golgi to lysosome transport.